AUGGCAGAGCUUCAGUUGGUGGCGGAGUCUGCUUGGGAAGGAUAUGAAGCCUUGCUGGAUUCGCAGGGCUUGGCUACAGAUAUUGCCACAGCUGCGGUUCUAAACUGUGCUUCUGAUGUGGUGGCGCAGCUAUCGGAGAUGCAAGGGAAGGACAGCCAAGCAUUGCGUGCAGAACGAGCCCUUCGAUUCGCAGCCUUUGGGUCGUUGGAUGGCUGCGCGGGCCACUACUGGUUCACACUCCUCGACACUACGUUACCAAAAUCUGGGGACGAAGUCGUUGACACGGUGGCCAAGGUGUUGGCAGACUCCACGGUAUAUACGCCCUGCUGGUGCGUGACCUUUCUGUUUGUCAUGGCGCUGCUGGAGGGGCGAGGGCCGGAAAGAGGCAUGCUUGAGGUCCGGCGCGAUUUUUGGAGCCUCCUGAAGGGCAACUAUGGUAUCACGUUGCCCUUCGUUGCCUUGAUCUACGGUUUGUCUCCAGUAAGGUAUCAGGUCGCCUGCUUCGCUGCACUUACGCUGGCAUACACCAUCGUUCUUGCCUCAGUUUAUCCUGUAAGUGGCGAUGCUUCGUUGCUCUAUGAAGUUGGAGAGGCCAUUGCUCGGGAAAUUCCAAACAAGCUGAAACGGAAAGAGCUUUUUGAAGCUUAUGAAGUGGCAUGCCUCGUGCGGCGGCAGACACGGCGGCAGAACUCCAACAAUACACAUUAUGCGCCUGACACGGUGGUAGACCUUUGCGCAGGUUGCGGUCUACUGGGUUUGUUUCUGGCUCUCAUGUGGCCACAGGCAAAAGUCAUUGCCAUGGAUCGGCGGCAGUCUGCCGUAUCUCUGAAGCUUUCAGACUGUGCCAUCAGAUGCUGGCCACAGCUGAAACACAGAUUUGUCUGGAAAGUUUGCGAUUUGAGGCGCAAGCCUGUAGACAACGCUGCUCAGUCGAUCAGCUUGCCUUCCAACUGCAUCGUUGUGGCAUGUCACGCGUGUGGCUUGCUCACAGAUGAGGUGAUUGCUGCAGCUUGCUCCGAAAGCCUGAGGCCCAUGGUUCUCGUCGACUACCGACCGAUUUUCUUGCAGUUUUUAAGGUCGCCAAGGCCCUGCGUGCUUUUCCUGCUGACACGGCUCCAGGUCCUUCUGGGCUCCGGGGCCAACACCUGCAUGAGGCUCGUCAGCCGGGCGACGCCCUUGCCUUUGUUGAACAGCUCGCGGCCAUUGUCCGAAGCAACAGGUGAGGUCAUACGGGCCUGGCUGGCGAGCCAACGAGCUGCGGACAACCGCAAAGUCCUGCUCAAACUGGACUUUGACGCCUUCAACUGCGUUUCGCGACAUGCCAUGCUUGCGGCCGUCAUCGCCCAGUUUCCCACCCUGGCCCGCAUUGCUGUGUGGUGCUAUGCCCAGCCCACCCACCUGCAGUUUGGCAGUGCUCGCACCAUCCCGUCGGCCGGAGGCCUGCUGCGCCACUUUCCGCCGGAGCUUUUGCGCACCCCCGAUGGCGCCAGUCGCAUCUUGGGGCACCGAUUGGGGAAGGGUCUUACGUUGCCUCCCACACUGCCGCAAGGGCACAAGCCGCCCGUUCCCUUGCUUCAAGCCCUAGGUGAGGAGGACCCCCAGGCGCUUGAUGCCCUUGGGCAGGACUGCUCUAGCUCACCUCCAUUUAACAGACCGGCAGAACAGGCUGCCCGAGACCUGGCCCACGCAGGGCGUUCGGUUGUCUUUGACAGCCUGCUGCAUGCUAGCCUCCUCCAAGAGCUCUCCGUGUUGCUCCGCAAGACAGCACAUCAAGACAUUGUGGAAAUCAACUUCUACGACAGUUACAAGCUCGGCAAGAAGCUGGGACAGGGAACCUUUGGACAAGUCCGAAUGGCAAAAGAUAAGCUGAAUGGUAAGGAGUUGGCCGUGAAGAUUGUGGAUGUGCGCCACUAUGAUGACAAGACGGGCGUGUGCACGGGCCAAAUCAGCCGAACUCGCAACAAAGCAACCAGAGAUGAGAUUUUGCUAUGGAAGCGUGUUUGUGCCGCCGAGUGCGAGCAUGUCGUACUGCUUCAUCGGGCUUUCUCCGACAAUGCACUAUACUACAUGGUUUGUGAAAGAUGCAAGCGCUCAAUGCUGGACAUGACAGUCGACGGCCUGACAGAGGCAGACCUAUCUGACAUCUUCAAGCAGAUGAUCAAAGGAGUUUUGCACACACACAGAGCCGAAAUUGUCCAUCGAGACGUAAAACCUGAUAACUUUUUGUGGGGUGGUCCAGAGCAUCGCACGCUGAAGUUGUGCGAUUUUGGCCUUGCAGCUGCCAUGCCGCAGUCAGGAAAGCUGUUUGGAGUCUACGGAACCGCCCCUUACAUGGCGCCGGAGAUGUUGACCAACGUAGGCUACGACUACCUGGUCGAUAUUUGGUCACUGGGAGCCGUUGCUUUUUUAUUGACUUACGGCAGAUUUCCAUAUACCCCCGUGGAGCAGACAUCUGCAUCAAUGAAAGAGUCGAUCAUCAAGGAUUCGCCGCCCUUGCACAUAGGAACGGAAAGAGUUGCAGAGGGCACGCCGUGCUCUGACAGUCUGCUCAGCUUCAUCCAGUGCACACUGUCACGAGACCCUUCGGCACGGCCUAGAGCAGAUACGGCACUCGAGCAUGUCUUCUUCGUGGAAAGCCAAGCGCCAGAGGUCGGAGCAGUCGGAGAUGAGGAACACGAAGAAGGUGAAGAUGAUGAGUUUGAUGAGAAGGAGGCCUCAGGCAUGUCAGGCCGACCGAUGACGCACAUCCGAUCACUGACGCAUAAGAUGACCACCCGACCAAGCGCCACCGUUCAGAACGGAAUCGACGAGCUGCUCCAGAAGCUUUUUGUUAAACAUGGUGGAGAAGCUGCUGGUUCCAACAUGUUCUUCUCCGAAGGAGAUGAAGACACAGAACGCAAUCAGGACGACAGUUCGCCUACGAUCUCGCAGGCCGACUGCAGAAUUCGCAAGAAAAAUUCACGACGAAACGUGAAACACGUGACCCAUUCAGGAGUUUUGUCGCCAGCCGCAGUGCCGCUGGCACGCUCCAGCACUGCUUCUUCAAAUUCAGGGGAGGCCCCUGGGGGUGCUGGCUAG
Messenger RNA from Symbiodinium natans, 3078 nucleotides. The record is from the annotation of a GenBank genome assembly. Lineage: Eukaryota; Dinophyceae; Suessiales; Symbiodiniaceae.